This is a messenger RNA of Halichondria panicea, 1609 nucleotides long. RefSeq lists its product as uncharacterized. The coding region runs from base 44 to 1480 and encodes 478 amino acids. The record is from RefSeq and is a predicted model, not a curated record. Lineage: Eukaryota; Metazoa; Porifera; Demospongiae; Suberitida; Halichondriidae. The transcript has a single exon.
CAGAUGACUUCAGCACAAUAAGGUUUCACCCACCAAAGACAACAUGGGUGAUGAAGUGAAAAGAAAGCCUGCUAAAGAGCAAAAGAAAUCCCCAAAAAACCCUCCUACAAAAGAAACUACUGAAGAAGGCUAUUAUGACAUCUUGCUGCUAGGUAGAGCUGGAAGAGGCAAAAGCUCCACUGCUGACAAACUGAUGGUUCCAGUAGAUCUACAAAUUGAAAAAGGAGAUGCUACACAGGCAAGCACUGGGCCUGAGAAAGAUAAGCAGCCCAUAAAUCCAGCACCAAAUUUCGACAAACGAAAAAUUGAAGGUGCUAGCGCUAGCAAUCACGGAAGGCUUACAGAGGCUACCGAUGAUGGUAGUGACGAUCAUCGAGUCAAAAUCCAAUACGAGAGCCUUACAGGUUGGGUAUCAUCUGAUGAUGUGGAAGAGCACAAUAAAACUGAUACUAGACUCAAGAAUAUCGUAUUCUGCAGAGCUAUUACCGAUCAACCAUAUCAUGAACAGAUUGACAAACUUAGAAAAGAUAAAGACCUUGCUAAAGUCUAUGAAAGUACAAAAAACAGCAUGUUAAUGACAAACGAUGCCACAAUGAUUCAAGUUUUGGAUACCCCAGGAUUCUACAGUCCCAAUCGCCAAGGUGGAGCAACAAAUGAAGUGGACAGCAAUUUAGCGAUUGUUCGGAGGAUUGUUCAAAUUCAAACACUUGCUGGCUUACGAAUUCGCCGAGUUCUCUAUUUUCUCCCGGACUGUGGUCCAUUGACGAGGAGCGAUCGAGUACUUCAAGGUGAGAUAUCUUGUAUGGUAAAAUACUUCGACAAAUCUAUCUUCUCGAGAAUGGUGCUUGUAGGAACUGUCUCAGUCAAUUUUAGCAAAAUGGAAAUGGAAGAUGAAAAGAAAUUCUCAAAAGAUGAUUUAGAUGAAAGCCGAGAGCUUUUCUACACGACACUGGAACGAGAAUUCAAAGAACGAAAAGAAGACUACACCAAUCUUCCAAAGCCUCCGAUUAUCUUCAUUGCAAUGACAGAUACCUGUGAAGAAAUUUUUGUGAAAAUUGCAACAGCACCAGUGCAAAACAAUGACAGCCUCACCGUACAGUUUCGAAGCAACCAAUGCUGCCGAUGCCCUGCAGAGAUUAAAAGCGACAAAGAUGGCAAGGAAUUUGCAUGUACACGGCGCAUUAGUUCAGGUGGUGAUAUUACGGUACCCUACAAAGAGUCUACGUGCCAUCCAGCAAUGCUACCUAUGUAUACAGCUCGGUCAGUUCUAACAGGCAUCGCUAAGAUCAUGCUGUUCAAGUGGCACUUCACUGAAGAGAGAUGCUUCAAUUCAGAAUGCAAGUUGCGCAUAGGGUCUAUCGGAUGCAAAAAAAUCGGGACAAUGCACAAAGAGGAUGGGUACGAGCCCAUUCGUGUCGAGCACUCGGACAAUGUGAAUGACAAGGUAGUCAAAAAGAAGGCUAAAACUACCAUUCAAUGAACAUAAUGGUGUGUUAGUUUAUUUUGCAAUAUAAUAAUGCUGUUGUCAUAAUUGUGUGCACUAAUUAUGUAUCUAUAAAUUAUAACCACAGUCUUUCUCCAUUAUUGAUGCAUUUGAGCACAGACUAUA